AAUCAUAUUCUAGAUUUGGCCAUGGAUUCUACGAAUCUUUAUAAUCAUCAUCAACUUCAACAGCUUGCUGGAUAUCCCUUUUUCAGUUCUGGAGUUUCAACUAUACAUGAUUGGAACUCGAGCAUCACCUCGGAAGAAGAAUAUUACUACAAGCUAGGACACAUGAAAAGGAUCCAGUCAGAAGAGCUCAUGUGGAAAAGAGGCAUCGAUACAUCUCCAUUAAUGAACACCUCAAUGUUCCACCACGACGGACAUCAUGAAUCAUCCAACGAUCAGCUGGAUGAUAAAAAUAACAAGGCCAGUGGCUACAUAAUAUCCAAUGAUUAUUUCCUCAAAAUGAAAGAUAUGAAUGGUUUGAUCAGUAACAACAUGUUCAAAGAAAGUUACUUUGAAAACGAACAACAACAUGCUUUUGAUCUGAACGAGAAUCUUCUGUCCGAAGAUUCGUUCAUGAACAAUGCUAAUAAAACUAGCAUUGCUUUUUCCGGUUUAGGUGCAAAUUUCUCAACUACUCAUAAUAUGGAAAAUUCAGAUUUCCAGGGAUUGAAGUUAGCAUUUAAUGGACUAACUUUCAAGAACAAUAUGAGUGGCCAUGAUAGUAAUACUAAUUGCUUCUCUACAGACAGGAUGUCUUCGGGUUUUCUACAACAAUUAGCCCAUACUCCAUCAUCCAACAAAAUCACAUCAAAUGUUAGGAAGAACAAUAUUGGAGUCUCUUCAAAAGCAAAGAGAUGUAAUUAUUCUGCUGAAGAUGAAGCUACUCCAUGUCAAGAAGCAUCAAAGAAGCCUCGAGUUACAUCGCAAUCUCCAAGCACAUUAAUGCUUAAGGUUAGAAAGGAAAAACUAGGAGACAGGAUUUCAGCUCUACACAGAUUAGUGGCACCUUUCGGCAAGACUGAUACUGCAUCAGUAUUAACAGAAGCCAUUGGCUAUAUUCAGUUCCUUCAGGACCAAAUACUUACAUUGAGCAUGCCUUAUACGAAAUCAACUGAAAGGAAGCUCCAUCACAUAAAUCUAAAGGAUUCGAGCAUACAGGCAGUGCUAGAUCUAGAGAGUAGAGGAUUAUGUCUUGUGCCAACAUCUUUUUCUUCUUACAUCUCUCCGUCCUGUGAUUGAGAAACGUUGGACAACUACUCC
This is a messenger RNA of Solanum verrucosum, 1137 nucleotides long. Its product is annotated as transcription factor bHLH110-like. Gene Ontology annotation, cellular component: nucleus. Gene Ontology annotation, biological process: regulation of transcription by RNA polymerase II. Bases 22 to 1116 code for a protein of 364 amino acids. Gene Ontology annotation, molecular function: protein dimerization activity; DNA-binding transcription factor activity, RNA polymerase II-specific; RNA polymerase II cis-regulatory region sequence-specific DNA binding. The record is from RefSeq and is a predicted model, not a curated record. The transcript is spliced from 7 exons. Lineage: Eukaryota; Viridiplantae; Streptophyta; Magnoliopsida; Solanales; Solanaceae.